CCCUGCCGCCGACGUUGUAGCCCGUUCACUCCUCUCAUCUGUUAUUAAUUUAGAAAUUAGAAAUAAUGUACAAAUCAUUAUUUCUCUUCUGUUGUUUGUUCUUGGUGAUUAUUGAGGCGCGACCGAAAUGGCAGUUCUUACCCCAGGUGCCUGGCUACGUACCCGUCUAUAUUAGAUCUGGAGACACACCGCUAGAGGAAAUCAACCCAGAACUGGCUGAAGCCUUCCACGCGUUACCAGCUGGCAGGAGCGCUGGUAAACUUAUGGACGCCGCUCCAGAAAUACCAGAUCAAGCUGACCAGGCGCAGCCCGAAUUGGUCUUGGAACCAGAAGACCACUACGAAAAGAAGUUUUUAGAGAAGAAGAAGAAAGCCACCGAAGUAGUUAAACCUAUCGAACGCAGAUAGACGUACUUAAUUCAUUUCUAAAUACUAUUUUGUCAUGCAACAAAGUACACUGUGUUAUUGAUGUAAGAAAAAGUUUAAGAUGAAAAUGAAAUCUCUAUUGAAAGUUAUGAUCACUUGACAACACGUGGUUGAUAUUUAAAAAAUUGAGAAAAAAAUAUAUUUGUUGUUUAACUUUCUUAUGCAGUUACAUAUUUUAACGAAUAAGCCUUAAGUUGUACCUUUCAAAUAGCUCUUUGAAAAGAAUGCUUGCCA
Papilio machaon (common yellow swallowtail) is the source of this 659-nucleotide messenger RNA. RefSeq lists its product as uncharacterized. NCBI's taxonomy places the organism in Eukaryota, Metazoa, Arthropoda, Insecta, Lepidoptera, Papilionidae. Bases 66 to 407 code for a protein of 113 amino acids. The transcript is spliced from 2 exons. The record is from RefSeq and is a predicted model, not a curated record.